GUUGAUUUGGAAUGGGUAGGUAGUGUAACCAAAGAAUAUAGAAACAUUCAAUUAUUUGAAGAAAAAAAAAAAAAAUAAAUUAAAAAUGGUCACAAAAGAUGAAAUUAGUGCCUGUUUUGAAGAACUCAAUAUAGCAGUAGUUGAUGCUGUGUUAAAUAAAUGUUUAGAAUUAUGUGUUGCUUAUAAUCUUGAAGCAGAGGAAUUUUGUGAUCAAUGGUAUGCAUUCACAGCCUCUAAUUACAAUGGGGCACUUCCAACAAUCGAACUUGUGGAAAAGAUGGAAAGGAAAGAGUUCCAUAAAAAAGAACAUAAAUUAAAUAUCAGUAAACCCAACGAUGAAAUAAUAGAAGAGAGAAGACGAAACCAUAAUGAAUCUGCCGCGUUGACUCCACAACAUCCAAAGAUUACAGAGAAGGGUGCAUAUACUCCCACAACACAGAAUCGGCAUGACAACUUCAGUCAUAAUGCUACGCCUGUAUCAGUAAAAUCCUCAGAAAAAUUCUCCCAGCGAAAAGAUUCCAGAUCUGUACAGACUUACUUUGGAUCUACGACAGCCUCGUUCAAAAGAGAAUCCAAUGUGAUUCUUUCGACUACAGAAGUUGAAGACCACAAAAUUCCUGAUGGAGUAAAAUAUAUGUAUGAAAUAAUAGGAAACAAGGCGAGGAGUAUGAAUAAUGCGAUACGAAAUUUGGGGCACGCUAUUUUGGACAAUCAUGGUUUGAAUUUGUCACAGGGUCUACUGAUUAAUCAGAUGGGAGAAAUGGUCACCUAUGGUAGAAUAGUAUCUGAUUCGGAUGGAAGGAUCAAUUCCCAAUCCAUACUCCUAGAAGGCACCGACGAAACGAACUUAUGCUACACUACUCGCUUAAAUCUCAGCAAACUCUCGAGUUAUUCCUUAUUUCCCGGCCAAGUAAUAGCAGCAAAAGGAAACAACGUAAAGAAUCUAGCGUUUGUUGCCGAAAAAAUUUAUACAGACGCCCAUUUGGACUUGCCCGAACCACCACUAGUUCAAAACGGUACUAUGCAGAUAGUAAUAGCUGCGGGACCGUUCACGUUCAAGGAAAAUCUUUCGUACGAACCAUUAAACGAACUCAUCAAGUACAUCACGGAACACGAGCCCCACAUGGUGGUACUCACUGGUCCCUUUUUGGAAAAGACCCACGACAGCGUCCUAAACGGCAGUCUGACUCAAACGUUCGAUUCCUUCUUUGCAGAAGUCAUAGACGUACUGAUGAGUUCCAUACAGCACAAAGACACUCAAGUGGUUGUGGUGUCCAGUUCGAAGGACGUCCACCAUCACCCGAUUUAUCCGACACCACCAUAUAAAAUUAGAGAAAAAUAUAGUAAAUUGUUGUUUGUUCCGGAUCCAGCGGUCAUCGACGUUGAUGGGUUGGUGAUUGCUGCAACUACAGUCGAUGUGUUGUUCCAUAUGAGCAAUUAUGAAUUACAUUUCGACAAGGAAUCUGUGAUAAAGUCGGGCAGAAUGGAAAGGAUGAUUUCGCAUCUUCUAAAUCAAAAGCAAAUAUACCCUCUAUGUCCUGCGCAUAAAGAACUAAACGUUGAUCAAAUUUUGUUGCAACAAUUUGGAACCUUGAGCGUUAAACCACACAUUUUGAUAUUACCGUCAAACUUGAAGAAUUUUGUCAAGGAAGUGAACGACUGUUUGGUAAUCAAUCCAGAGAGAUUGACGAAAGGUCUAGAAGCCGGAACAUUCGCCAGAGUAGAAAUCGAACCUGGCAAGAACCGGUCAAUUUGUAAUCGUGUGGCUGUUCAAAUUCUUAGAGUUUAAAAGUUGUUACGAUUUGUAGAUUUAUGUUAUUUAUUAUUUUUUUAAUAGACUUCAAUCAG
Diabrotica balteata is the source of this 1848-nucleotide messenger RNA. The record is from the annotation of a GenBank genome assembly. Lineage: Eukaryota; Metazoa; Arthropoda; Insecta; Coleoptera; Chrysomelidae.